AUGGAAAACCUCGAUCGGAUCGUCAAUGAUUACACCCACCCCACAACGGGGUCCUUGCACGCAGCAGCGUUCAUUGCUGUGGACCAGUCUGGAAACACUAUCUACAGCAAGGCCGCUGGCCGGGCACAUCCGGACGAUAAAGAUGAAGUGCCAAUGGACUCCCUCUAUUGGAUUGCGUCCAUGACGAAGCUGGUCACGGCUGUUGCUGUAGUGCAACUAGUCGAGAAAGGCAUUCUGUCGCUGGAUGACGACGUGCGUGAGCGCCUGCCGGAGCUCAAGGACAUCCAGAUCCUCCGUGGCAUGGAACACGACGCAUCUCGAGGACCAGCACGGCCAAAGCUUGAUCCCGUUCAGGGGAAGUUGACACUGCGUCAACUUCUAUGCCACACCUCCGGGCUCGUCUACGACUCGACGUCGAAGCUCCUUCGACACUGGUCCCAAUCCCAAGGCCGGACCGCGUACACCCUCAGCGGCAGCAUGGCCGGCUACCACCACCCGCUCCUUUUCGAGCCCGGCACCUCCUGGGGCUACGGCGGCGGCCUCGAUUGGGCAGGCCAACUCAUCGAGCGAACCACCAACUCCACCCUCGAAGACUACACGCAAUCCCACAUCUGGAGCAAACUAGGCGCCCAAUCCACGACCUUCCACCCGGAACGGAAGACUCAUCUCCCCGCACUCGUCCCAAUGAAGUACCGCAACGGCAUAACCUCAGCACCCAACGCAAAGAGAUCACUCACCCUCGCCCAACCAGCGCAACACGCCCUCGGCGGCAUCGGCCUCUUCAGCACUCCAACCGACUUCUCUAAACUCCUCGUCGCCAUCCUCCAAUCCAGCACCAGCUCCGCCCCCAACGACGCAGUCAGCCAACAGGGCCCGAUACCAACCCCCCAACUCCUCACCAAAUCCGGAUUCGACUUCCUCUUCGGCCCCCAACUAGACGCCCAAUGCCGACAAGCAAUGCCCCGACCACUCGGCUCGCAGAUGCGUCGCGUCCUCAACAUCAAGGACAUCAACGACGCCGCGCAAGCUGACCAUGCCCUUGGAGGAACCAUCACACUGACGGAUAUCCCCGGUCGACGACGAGCGGGGAGUAUGAACUGGAGUGGAUUGCCGAAUAUGCAUUGGUGGAUCGACCCCAAAUCAGGCAUCGCCGCAGCGCUCUUCACUCAAUUCAUGCCGCCGACAGACGCGAGCGUUACGGACUUGUUGAUUGAGCUGGAGCGGGCUCUUUACAGCGCUAUUGCUGUGGAGGCGGAAACCGAGAAGAAGCCUUCCACGUCUGGGGUGGGUGAUGUGAGUAAUAUGGCGAAGCUAUAA
Aspergillus campestris IBT 28561 is the source of this 1317-nucleotide messenger RNA. Its product is annotated as serine hydrolase domain-containing protein. The transcript is spliced from 7 exons. The record is from RefSeq and is a predicted model, not a curated record. NCBI's taxonomy places the organism in Eukaryota, Fungi, Ascomycota, Eurotiomycetes, Eurotiales, Aspergillaceae. The coding region runs from base 1 to 1317 and encodes 438 amino acids.